UGCGGGGGAAAAUGGCAGCCUCCUUGAGGUUAUCCCUAACGGCUGCGGCGCUGAGAGCGGUCACUCCCUGGCCGAAGAGCAGGCUCCCCGCGGCCUCUCCACGGCCUCAGGCUCUUCGGGAAGCGUCGUCCUCCAAUCCCGAGGCCGGCGAAGGGCAGAUCCGCCUCACCCAUAGCUGCAUCCAGAGGCUUCUGGAAAUCACCGAAGGGUCAGAAUUCCUUAGACUGCAGGUGGAGGGAGGUGGAUGCUCCGGAUUCCAGUACAAAUUUUCACUGGAUACAGUUACCAACCCCGACGACAGGGUAUUUGAACAGGGUGGGGCAAGAGUGGUGGUUGACUCUGAUAGCUUGGCCUUCGUGAAAGGGGCCCAGGUGGACUUCAGCCAAGAACUAAUCCGAAGCUCAUUUCAAGUGUUGAACAAUCCUCAAGCACAGCAAGGCUGCUCCUGUGGGUCGUCCUUCUCUGUCAAACUUUGAUGAGUGACCCAGAGAUUGCCACCAGGCCUACCAGUUUGAGACACUUGGGGUUAGUAGAAUUCUAGAGGUUUCCUUCUAAUCACGGUCCUCUCUCAAUUUUAUUUCCUUCAACCCAGGAGUGUUGUGUUUUGCCACUAUUGUUUUCAGAAUGUGAAGCUUUUGCUCUUGGCCUUAUUUUCCCCUCACAAUUCUGAGGCCAAGCCCCCAGAUGCUAUUACCUCAGAUUUAAUCACUGGUUGAAACCCAGUAUAAUCAAUUUAUAGAGCCCCCAGAGCUCCAGAAUUUGGAACUACUGCCCUGACUUUCAGAGCUGCAUGUACAUAUGUGUAUAGCUGUGUAUAAAGUCUUCAUUUUAAAAGAAAAUCCUUAUAUAUUUAUGUUUUGGAUCAGGGUGAUAGAUUGGCUAGCUUAAACAGUGGUUGCUAGGUCAGAGAGGAUGAGAAAGACAAAUGAAAUGUUCUACUUUUCAUCUCAUCUUUGUGACAGUGCCACUUGAUACUUGACUUAUUCUUAUUUUGCAUGUAAAAAUGCAUAUUCUUAUUUUGCCCUCCAUUUGUUUGGGCAAAUACAUUUUCCCCUUCUGCUCAUGGAUCUUCUAGAUUCAAAAAACCAAGAGCCUGUCACCCAAAAAGCUUAUACCAAACCCCCAUUGAUACCUGAAUUGUUUGAAAAAUAGCCUCCAUACUCAUAUGGACAUUUCAGAUUUCUGUGAUCAUUUAAUGACUGAAUCUUUCCAGGAUGUAUUGCUUCAUCCAGUUUAUGGUAUAAAAUGUCUCUGGUCUCAAGCAUGAGCAGGAAAUGGUCCCUUUGUUAAUAUAGAUAAUAGAUCUUAGGGGCUUUUUUAAAGGUAGGGCUGCCAGAUAAAAUAUAGGAUGCCCUGUUAAAUUUGAGUUUCAAAGAAACAAGGAAUGAUUUUUAGUAUAAGCAUGUCCCAAAUAUUGCAUGAGACAUUUAUACUAAACAAAAUUUGUUGCUUAACUAAAAUUCAAAUUUUACUGGGUAGCCUGCAUUUUUAUUCACUAUAUCUAGCAACCCUACUUUUAGGUCACUGGAAAAAAUCUUUUUAAGCCACAAAUUCCAGUGAAUUUUAAAGUACCUGUUUGGGUAUGGCACUUAAAUCAGGUAGAGUUUGAAAUAAUUACAGUCCCUGUUUGACAGGGCAGGGAGAGCCAGAAUAGUGUGGGUAGUGAAUCAGUCAGAGUUCUCCAGAAAAACAAACCAAUAUUACAUAUAUAUGUAUAUAAAUAGGUUUAUUAAAAAUAUUUGAUUCACACAGUUAUGGGGACUGGCAAGUGCGAAUUUUAGGGCAGGGUGGAGGCUGGAAACUGAUGAGAGUAAUCUUGAAUUCUUAAGUCCAAAUUCCUUGGGCUAGAAACUCAGGAAGAAGUGGAGGGUGUGGUCUUAAAUUUGUCUACUCUCUGGAACUCUCAGUUCUUGCUGUUGAGACCUCCAACUGAAUGGAUGAGGCCACCCCCAUUAAUAGAGGGUAAUGUCCUUUAAUUAGGGUCAACUGAUUGUAUAUGCUAAUCCCAUCUAUGAAAUCCCUGCACAGUAACAGCUAGGUUAGUGUUUGACCAAACAACUGGACCCCAUAACCUAGCCAGGGUGACACAAACAGCUAAAGGAAAAAAAAUCCACAACAGCAGCAACAACAAAAUGAUUUAUUACUGCAAAUGUUGAGCAAACUACAACCAAAUUGAUUCUGGAGGAGAUAUUGGUUAAAUCUCGGCUCAGGAGCCUGAAAGUUCAUUAUAGCAAAAACUUGCAUUUCUAGGCUGUAUUGGAAUUGAGAUCGUUCUGUAAGACAAUUUACCAUUUUAAAUAAUGGAAUUAGACAACUUAGAGACAAAGUAUCUGAGACAGAUGCUUCACAUUUCCAAUGUGGGAAAACCUAAGACUUAGAGAAAGCAAACCUUUGAUGUUAUUAGAGGAAAGAAGGGGACACUCAGAAACCAAAGGCAGAAAGCAGCAGACCAUGGAAGCAUCUGCAUGUAAAGUUACUAAUACACUGAUUUUGCUGCCAAUGCCUGGGUUUAAGAUUUUCAGCUCAGAACAAGUUCGUUCAUCCUCCUUGAAAAGAGGUUUUGCUACAUUCUGAAUGUUAGAACCUAUUCUUCCAGAUUUGGUUUUUGUGGAUUAUUUAUUGAUUUGGUGAUUUUACACCUCCUACUGAGCACAUUCAGAAUAGCUUUAGUUCAGUAAAUAAUUAAAUUGCAGUGGUGAGCUAGGCAGAAACAGUCCCUUAGAAUGAAAAAACCUAAAUGUGGGUACCAUUCCAAUGGGAGAAUUGGAAUGUUGUCUUAUAAAGGGUGGGUUUGGGAGAAAUCACAUUACUUCAUCACACUGAGAAAGCCUCUUGGGGAAACCUGAAGUGGUAAAAGAAGUUUCUGUUGGAGGGUGAGCAGGUGAUGUAGAUAUUUUCAGGACACAGGACCUGGAAUGAUAGCACCAAGGAGACCUUGGGCAGUUUGCUUGCAAUAAACAGUAAUUGGUGAAAUGGUUUUAGCAUCUUUUGGAGGCCCUUUCUGACCUUAUGUCCUUUUCCUGGGAGGCCAUAAAAGCCAGUGGAUGUUUUCACAAAUUUUAUUCACUAUGAACAUUCAUUUAGGAAAACUUUGUGCUCUUCCAGUAGUAAUGGGAAGAUCUUUUGCUUCCCAUUACUUUUGAGGGGAGGUUUUCAAGGCUUUAUUUGUUGCAGAAUUCAUUUUAUUUAACUUUAUAUGCAAGCCAGUGUCUGUGGCAACAUACCUUUGCUUUUGCAAAAUGUAAUAGUGUAAGAAUCAAAGACAGGGAGCCCCGAAUCUGCUUAAUGUUGUGAAUCAGCUUUAUGUUGGGGGCUCCAAUAGUGGGCUUCUUAGUCAUUGUUGAAUCACACUCUUGAGUUAUGUGGUGAUAGUAAGUAGUGGUAUGUGAGGUAUGUAUCCCACCCACCUUGGUUUCCCAUAACAAUUUUUUGUGUGGGAAUGUUGACUAAUUACAAAGGAUUAGGAGAAAGGAGUUUCACAAUUAAGGGAUUAGGAAGGACUAGUAGGAAGAUAGACUCUUCCCCCUCUCACUUUCUUAUGAGAAUUGAACCCUUUUCUUUUGGUCUUUUAUUAUGAAGCAUCAGAGUGGAGGGUAAGUAUUUGGCAGGAGCAUCCUGGUACAGCGAAGUGGGCAGCACUGAUGGUGGCUGAUCCUUCUGGAUGUUGAGCCCUCCCUUCAACCCUAGCCCCAAGCUGAUGUUAUGCAGCUGGCAUUGGGCAGGGCUGAACGCCCGUCCACUGCAGUACUACCAUGGUUGUGCAUGCAAGGUACCUAGCAUUGACGUUUACGAUUGCUCUUUUAAAAAUCCCUAUUUGCCCUUCAUUCUUCACAAAAAUGCUCAGGGCUGUUUGAAACAAGGUUUGCUCUAAGAUGUUUUAAAAUAAUUAUCACCUCACUUUAAUUGUAAAAUAAAGUCGGGCAAAUACAUAAAGAGAGGGAGCAUCUAAGUAGUUUGUGACCAGCUGCUGUAUUUAAAAAUAUUUUAUUUUUUUGAAAACGUAUACAUAUGUUACAAAAUUCAAAAAGAUGCAGAGGGGAAUACAGUGAAGUCUUCCAAUCCUGUCCCCAUCUACCCACUCACCCUCCCCACAAACCACCAUUGUUUUUAAGAGUUUAUCCCACAGAUGUAAUCCCAUACAUAUAAUGUAAAAUAAUGUAUGUAUAGGAAUACCCAUUACAGCAUAAUUUGUGGUAGCAAAAAAGUGUGAAACAAUGGAAAGAUCCAUCAUUAGGGUGCUGAUUAAAUAGAUUAAAUUUAAUUAAAUUUAAAUGGAUUAAAUUAUCCAUUCAAUGGACAUGUGCAAGUAUAAAGUGAAAAAGCAAAAUCCAGAACAGUAUGUAUACUAUACUAUCAUCUGUGUUUUCAAUAAAAGAAAAUCUGUGUGUAUGCAUGCAGUACCUCUGGAAGGGUGAGCAGGAAGGUGGGGGCUGGGGGCGGGCAUUGGAAACAGCAUUUUGGAAGGAACGAUGCCCAGAACGGGAAGGAUAUAUAUCUGGGGAAUGAUAAUUUCUCUGAAUUUUGGGGUGUAAGGUGGAGAGGCAAGGAUGAAGUUAACAGAUAUCCACUUCUCUUUUCCCUUUAGACAAAUAGCAGCAUAUGUUACACUCUGUUAUAUACCUUCCGUUUUUCCCUUAAUCUAUUUUGGAUAUCUUUCCUACAAAGUAUUUAGAGCAGCUUUUUGUUUUUUAGGACUCCGUAGCAAUUUAUUCUUUUCAAUCUUUUGCUAUUACAAAUAAUGCUGUAAUAAAUAACCUCUUACAUGUGUCAUUUCACACUUGGUGAGAAUUCCUAAAAGUGGAAUUACUGGAUCAAAGAGUAAGUGCUUUUGUAAUUCUGAAAGGAAUUGUCCUCUUCAGAGUUUGUACCAGUUUAUACUCCCAUCAGCUAGCUAUGUAUGUAUGAGUGUCUCUUUUCCCAGAUGCUUGCCAAAUAGGAGUCUUAUCAAACGUUUUGAUUUUUGCCAAUCUAAUAGUUAAAAAACAGCAUUUCAGUGUGGCUUUAACUUUAUUAUGAAUGAAGGUCAAUAUUUUAUGAGCCAUUUAUUUUUGUUUGCUGAAAGCAUCUCGACCUAGAGCAUGAUUUAAUCUUUAUAAUCUUCCUGUGUCUCAGUUUCUUUAUCUAUAAAUUGGGAAUAAAAAUAGUAGGGUUGUUGAAUGAUUAAAUGAAGUUUAUGUACAGCACACAAAACAGUGCCUGGCAUGUAGCAAGCAUUCAAUAAAUUAUUAGGGGAUGGCUGACAAUCAGAGCAGCUGGUAGGACAGUCCAGAUUAAGUUAAGAAUGUGCUUAAGUUAAGAAUGCGCUCAUCUCCGUGUCUCCAUUCACACGGAGCCUUCUUCAUUUACCUGCCGUUCAUCAGAGAAAUGCAAAGUCAGAGCUUUCCUUGGUCUUGGAAUAGUAAAGAAGCUUUUUCCAUGGAUCUCAAUAUCAGCAGAGCUGGUGAGGGGAUAGGCACAGCCUCAUCUCUAAUAUUUAUACUUAGCCAAAUUGGUAAAUUGGUUUAAUAUGAAAUAAAACAAGAUUAGUAAAA
Choloepus didactylus (southern two-toed sloth) is the source of this 5531-nucleotide messenger RNA. RefSeq names its product iron-sulfur cluster assembly 2 (gene ISCA2). Gene Ontology annotation, cellular component: mitochondrion. Gene Ontology annotation, biological process: iron-sulfur cluster assembly. Gene Ontology annotation, molecular function: 2 iron, 2 sulfur cluster binding; 4 iron, 4 sulfur cluster binding; iron ion binding. The record is from RefSeq and is a predicted model, not a curated record. The transcript has 4 exons. Lineage: Eukaryota; Metazoa; Chordata; Mammalia; Pilosa; Megalonychidae. Bases 12 to 476 code for a protein of 154 amino acids.